UUGUAUAUUUCGGCAAUGGAAUAUAUCAUGCUAAGGAAUCUCACUAAAAACCCUAUUUUAAAAACGAAAUUUACAGAUGAAAAAAUUGAAUACCAAAUUUGCGUUAAUCCUUGCAUUUCUCCCCAGCCGACAGUAGUAGCCAGCCGCCCUCGGUCGCGGUCAGAGGCGGAGGCCAGAGAGGCGCAGCCUGCGAGACCUGCUCAGCCAGCGCCACAGCCGCGGCAACCGCAAGGGGGUCGACUGCUCGCUGAUGACGUGUCUACCACGACGUACAUUCCAAUUCUGAAAGAUUCUCGCCGAACUGACCCUGCCACUGGAGCCUUCAUUUACGAUUACAUGGGAGCUGAUGGAUCCAGCAAAUACGAAGUUCGUUUCUCCAACGGAACUGUGCUCGGUAAUUUCUCGUAUAUCAAUGACCAAGGUGAACGCGAGACUCGUUGGUACUCGGCCGGCGAGCGCGGAACCGAAAUCCAAGGUGAUAGCGUCGUUUCCCCAGCCCCUCCAACUCUCAUUGAUGAAACAACCGGUAAGAAUUACGUUGACUUGAGCAAUUACGACCUUUACCGUCACUUGGAGGUGCCGUACGUUCACAUUGCGGGCCCCAGUGACCCCGAUGAGAGAGGACAGCUGUCCAGCCUCUCCGACCGGCGACUAGUGGAUGACCGCCGCCAACAGUCCCAAGGCAGACCCCAGCAAGCGGCGCCCCAACCACAAAUUGCGUUAGAUUACGAAGAUGAAACAGCAUUCGCGGCACAGGCACCUCAACCGGUUCAACCUCCACAGCCCAGCAGAGUCGCCAGAACCCGUACAAGGGUCGAGGCUCAACCGCAACAACCUCAACAGGCGGUAGCCCCGCGCCAACGUUUCGAUGCUUCUGCUUUGGACACUCGAAGUCCCGACCAUGUCUUGGAUUCGCUCAUCCAGCAAUUCCAGUAAAGUCACCGAAAUCGAUAAUAGCGUAAGAUUUGCGUCGAAGAUUGAGUAAUUGUUAUUAUUUAAGCUCAAAAACUUGUUGUGCACGAAACUUGAUUAGAACAAGUUUACGAAUAAACUUAUAACUGAA
Hyalella azteca is the source of this 1063-nucleotide messenger RNA. RefSeq lists its product as uncharacterized. The record is from RefSeq and is a predicted model, not a curated record. The transcript is spliced from 3 exons. Bases 16 to 936 code for a protein of 306 amino acids. NCBI's taxonomy places the organism in Eukaryota, Metazoa, Arthropoda, Malacostraca, Amphipoda, Hyalellidae.